AUGACAAUCAAUGAAGAAUGGUCCUCAGCACUCUUCGGCGAACGUGGAUUACUAACAGGGAUUUUCCGAAUGCUUGAUCAACAACGAAAAUCCGCACAUUCAAUCGACUUCAAGAAAAUAUUCGAUGCUCUUCUAAUGGGUUCUAACAAUGGAAAUUUCAAGGAUCCACUCCCAGAAUUGCCUGAGUUCCUCGGUUUGUGUAACAGGUUGAGUUGUGGCGAUAUUUACAAAGCGAUUGACAAGUUCAGACGCUCAGAACUCUUCAGCAACUUUCAGACUGCAUUAAGCCUACUCCAUGAUCCAAACGGAUGGGAGACAAUCGGUAAGCUUUUGUCGAAUCCCGAGCUCAUCUCACAAUUCAUAGGAGGUACUAAUAUGGGAGAAUUGCUGGGAAGCGCACUUGGACAAGCUAAAAAGCAUUCGGCUAAAGCAAAGGAGAAAAACUCAAAGCUAACACCCGACGAUGGCGAUUUCGGCACGGAGUUCAGUGAUGGCGAGGAAUCGUUACCCGAAGUAGAUUUCUCAACAGACGACAAAGGCAAAAAUGAGAAUGAAGAUUAUUACGAACAGGUAGACGUUUUUGCUGCCCAAAAAUCUGCUGCUUUGCCGGAAAUAUCUUUCUCAAUUGAUGGUGAUGAUGAGUCAGACAACGAAGACACUUUGACCGAGAUAAAAGCUGUGCUACCAUCGUCAACGCUAGAAGUGGUAAGAAUUACUACUAUGUGGACAACAACGACAGAAAAACCACUUUCUCUCACAACUUUUCCACAGCUGACCAUCACUAGUCAGCAGACCACUCGAAACCAUCGGAAGGAAAGUGAUUAUUACGCUAUGUACUACAACGAUUGA
Molecule: messenger RNA, 849 nt
Organism: Angiostrongylus costaricensis
Lineage: Eukaryota; Metazoa; Nematoda; Chromadorea; Rhabditida; Metastrongylidae
Source: the annotation of a GenBank genome assembly